Messenger RNA from Populus nigra (black poplar), 2305 nucleotides. RefSeq names its product calcium sensing receptor, chloroplastic. The transcript is spliced from 15 exons. The coding region runs from base 262 to 2133 and encodes 623 amino acids. NCBI's taxonomy places the organism in Eukaryota, Viridiplantae, Streptophyta, Magnoliopsida, Malpighiales, Salicaceae. Gene Ontology annotation, biological process: cellular response to calcium ion; regulation of stomatal closure; de-etiolation. The record is from RefSeq and is a predicted model, not a curated record.
UUGCCCAUUCUCAGUUUCCUAGAAUUUGUAACAUGGAAGCUUGGUGAUUUUGAUAAAGGUUUAUAUCGAGUAAACAAAAGAUGUUGCCUGUUUGCUCUGCCACUCCAAGUUGUUCCCCUCAUUCUCAGUUUUAAAGAACAGAAUUUGAAGCACCCGAGUGAAGUCUUGCAGAUUCCAUUACAUGGAGGUCUGCAACCAUUUUGCUCAGUCUGGAAGGAUAUCGAGUCCAGAUUUUAUGUAGAAGACAGGGUACUUUUGGGGAUGUCAAAUGGAACACAUUCCCAAAGAAUGUCCUUCAAAACACAAGCUGUCAAGUCUUUCUACUCCAGUUUUGUUGAAAGCAAUGAACAGUCAAUAUCCUUGGCUUUCAUUAAUGAUCAUUCCUGCCCAAAUGAAUUAGGCGACAUUAAAUGCAAGUUUUAUAAUGAUUGGAUUUCUUCAGUUGGAGCAAUAGAUGAACUGCACCCUAUGGGAGGAGGGGGGAAACUGAAAUCUUUUGAAAGUUAUAACAUAGCUGAUGUUGAAGAGGAACUUAUGGACUCUACAGACCAGUUAACUGAAAACACAGAUAGUGUUAUAGGACUUGUGGAGCCCCAAACAACAUCAAGUAUCGAUAUAACACCAGAGAAACCCAGCUUGGGGUCUGAAUCCUUGGAAAUGGAUAGUGAUUCAUUAUCUAGUGCGAAGACUAGUUUGGAUGGUUUAUUGGGCGGGUUUAAGGACUCCAUCAAUACUUCAGUAAAUCAGGGAGAAAAUGCCGUGCAAAGCUCACUAAACACAAUUACUACUUCAAUAACCUCCAUUAAGAAAAGUGCUUCAGAAACAGCUGAUAGUGCCUUGAGUAAAGUAUUCUCAACUUUCAAUCAAACAGGAGAACUGGCUGGGGAUAGAUUAACUAGCUUUUCAACUGAUUUGAGGGAAGCCAUAAAAAAAACUACUGGCGCUUCUGUUGAAGUGCUGAGAGGUGCAAUUGUUGCAGUUGAGGAAUCUAUAGUAAAAGGGGCUUCUUUUGUUGUUUAUUCUUAUGGGUCUGCCAAGGAAUUGCUUCCUCCAGAGAUCAGGGGUGCUUUGAAUCUGUCUGAAGAAAGGGCAACAAAAAUAUUGAGGCCAAUUGGUUCAACUUUUCAACAGGUUUACAUUGCUAUCGAGGGGCUAGAAAAAAGCCUUGGCUUGGAUCCAAAUGAUCCAGUUGUACCUUUUGUUCUUUUCCUUGGAACCUCAGCCACUUUGUGGGGUUUUUAUUGGGUGUGGGCAUUUGGUGGUUACUCUGGAAAUUUGUCUCCACAAUUAACUCUGAAGCUCUUGGCAGAGAAGGGAGACACCAUACUCAUUGAUGUCCGGCCUGAGGUUCUUAGAGAAAGAGAUGGCAUUCCUGAUCUUCGGCGAGCUGCCCGGUUUCGCUAUGCAAGUGUAACUCUACCACAGGUUGAUGGCCCAGUAAGGAAGCUGUUAAAGGGUGGAAAAGAUCUUGAUGACACCCUAAUUGCUGCAGUCAUUCGUAACUUGAAAGCUGUACAGGACAGGUACCAGGUAAUAGUUAUGGAUGCUAAUGGUUCUCGUUCUAAAGGCAUUGCAAGAUCCUUGAAAAAGCUUGGGGUUAAGAGACCAUACGUGGUCCAAGGUGGCUUCCAGUCUUGGGUAAAGCAAGGUCUCCGUGUCAAGGAGCUCAAACCUGAGACAGCACUAACUAUACUUAAUGAGGAGGCUGAGGCAAUUCUAGAAGAAAUCAGACCUUCACCAGUGCAAGCACUUGGAUAUGGUGUGGGUUUUGCUGCAGCAUCAUACGCAUUGCUAGAGUGGGAGAAGACCUUACAAUUUAUUGCCAUUGUUGGCCUCGGUCAGACUAUUUAUCGGCGGGUUGCUUCUUACAAUGGCCCAGAAGAUUUUAAGCAAGAUAUGAGGCUUUUGCUCUCCCCUGUUAGAGUUGGAGCUCAGGCAUUUUCGUGGGCUACUGGAAAAUUAGAAAACAACCGCCUUGGACUACCCACAUCACCUUCGUCUUCAGAUGUUCAAAACCGGGUGCUGCAAGCUGCUGCAAAGCACGAAUCCCAACCAUCCGAAACUGGAGUUCAGAAUCCAUCACCCAAUUCGGUGGCGCCAUUAAAUGAGAAUGCAGAUCUCUCAGAAGCAUAGGCAUCGAGGAGGAAUUUACUGGUUUGUGGCACAUCAAUCUGAGAACUUAACCGAGCUGUACAUAUAAAGAAAAAGAAUCAUUCUACCUAUGUCUACCGAUGCUGACCUCUUAGAGAACAAAUUUUGUAUGUUAAUACCAGAUAAAUGAACAAGUUCUUGUACAUUUCUCUAA